Molecule: messenger RNA, 2034 nt
Organism: Penicillium olsonii
Lineage: Eukaryota; Fungi; Ascomycota; Eurotiomycetes; Eurotiales; Aspergillaceae
Source: the annotation of a GenBank genome assembly
AUGGAGACGCCUCCAUAUAUAAUCCGUAGUGACCCCCCACGUCAGUGCCACAUCCCACAUUCCACAUCCCACAUCAUGGCGUGUUCCGACAAAAAGUCUUGCGAGGGCUGCUCAUGCAGCAACGAUGCUCAACCCCAAUCUAUCAACAUUGAAGACUGUCUAAGCGAGCUGCAGGCUCUGCGUCGACGGAACCAAGAACUGGAGACUCGAAUGGGCGUUGCAAAUGGCGAGAAUGCACCAGUCCCUGUCCGAGAGCCUGGAAGGACCCUUCGCUCUUCUGCCUGGUUCGACUGUCGCAGCAACCCCGGCAUGACGGCUAUUUAUAUGGAGCGAUACUUCAAUUAUGGUAUCACCAAAGAUGAACUCAUGUCAGGGAAGCCCAUGAUUGGAAUUGCGCAGACAGGCUCUGACAUUGCACCUUGCAACCGCCAUCAUAUUGAGCUCUCCAAGCGUGUCCGUGAGGGUAUCCGGACUGCGGGUGGAAUUCCUUUCGAAUUCCCCACACAUCCUAUCCAGGAAACCUCAAGACGACCUACUGCUACGCUUGAUCGCAACCUGGCGUAUCUUGGUCUCGUGGAAAUCUUGACCGGUUAUUUCUUGGAUGGUGUGGUGUUGCUUACUGGGUGUGACAAGACCACGCCGGCUUGCUUGAUGGCUGCAGCUACGAUGAAUAUCCCGGCCAUUUGUAUGAACGUGGGGCCCAUGCUCAAUGGGUACUCCAAGGGAGCUUUAACUGGAGCAGGGUCCGUGUUAUGGCACGGCCGAGAGCUAUAUGCCACCGGUGAGAUCGAUGACAACGAAUUCAUGGACUAUAUCGCGAGAGGAACACCCUCAGUAGGCCACUGCAACACAAUGGGAACCGCAUCUACAAUGAACGCCCUUGCAGAAUCCCUCGGAAUGGCUCUUCCCGGCUCAGCCGCCAUUCCUGCGGCCUAUCGUCACAGAGCCCAAUGUGCCUACGAAACAGGAAAGCGCAUCGUGGAGAUGGUAGAAGCGGACAGAAAACCAUCCGAUAUUAUGACGCGCGCGGCGUUCGAAAACGCAAUUGUGGCCAAUGCCGCGAUUGGCGGAAGCACAAAUGCCCCCAUUCACAUCAACGCUAUAGCCCAGCACACCGGUGUAGAAGUCACCAUGGAUGAUUGGGAUGAUCUUGGCUCGGGAAUCCCCCUGCUUCUGAACAUGCAGCCCUCUGGAGAGUAUCUGGGCGAAGAAUACUAUCGUGCUGGAGGCUUGCCUGCAAUCAUGGCCGAGCUUUUGGACCAGGGUAAAAUCAAUGGGGAUGCGAUCACAUGCAAUGGCAAGACCAUGGCGGAAAACGUUCGCGGAAAGCACACGUGGGACCGAAAGGUCAUCAAGCCUUACGAUGACCCUUUAAUGAAGGAUGCCGGAUUUGCCCAUCUCAAGGGCAAUCUGUUCGAUUCUGCAAUUAUGAAGACUUGUGUUAUUUCACCGUCAUUCCGCAAACGAUACCUAUCUAACCCCGAUGAUCCGGAGGCAUUCGAGGGUUCGGUUGUUGUAUUUGACGGUCCAGAAGACUACGAACAUCGCCUGGAGAACUCACCGCACAUCGAUGCGAAGACCAUCCUCGUUAUGCGAGGCGUGGGCCCUAUCGGCUAUCCUGGCGCAGCAGAAGUCGUGAACAUGCACCCACCAGGCCGUCUAUUGAAAGAAGGUAUUGAUGGAUUGUUCUGCAUUGGCGAUGGAAGACAGUCGGGAACAUCUGGGUCGCCCUCUAUUUUGAAUGCCAGUCCUGAGGCUGCAGCCGGCGGAAACCUUGCAAUCUUGAAGGAUGGAGACAGACUCCGCAUCGACCUGCGGAAGCGUCAAGUCAACAUUCUCAUCACAGAUGAAGAAAUCGCCGAGCGACGAAAAGUACUGGGUGUCGAUGGCUUCUCCAUUGCUCCGAGUGGUACCCCGUGGCAAGAGAUCUUCCGUCAAGAAACAGAUCAACUGAGUCAGGGUAUGGUGUUACGGAAAGCAGUCAAGUUCCAGCGACUGGCACAGGAGGGCCCGCCCCUUCGUCACAACCAUUGA